CUUGAUACCUUUCUCUCCCUAACCCGUUGCCUUACCGGCAGCUUGGCGUGUUCCGUCGUCGCCUACGGGACCUCCAAGGAGCUGCUUGACCCUAUUGGCCUUCACCCAGCCCUAUGACGCUCGUCCUCUAACUCAAUGUUGGUCCUGAGUGGUCCUCCUCCGUCGCUUCCGGCGCCCUCCUGAUCGACUCCAACGUGAAGAAAGGGACUCACGCGGAGGUAAAGCUACUGACCUCCGCCCAACCACCGCCGCUUCCUCCUCCACUCCAAGAUUCAAUUUUUAUGCCUCCUCGAGUCGAUUGCUCCUGUAAAAAUCAAAUUUUGAGCUUCUUAAUUCUUCCCCACGCCCAACUCCCUUUCCAAACUCGGAAGAGCACAGGGUGGAGCUCGCUAGACGAGGAGCGAAGAAGGUGUGCAGGAAGGUGGAGGAGGACGUGGGAACUUUUUUACUGUACUGCUCUUGCAAGGAUACUGUGCCAGAAACUCCAAGAGACUCUCCAGACGCAAGAACUUGGUCCAUGCAAAGGAUGAGGAAUGAACAGCUCGCAUCUAGCUCCCUUCAUCACAAUGAGGAAAGGCUUUAGGAUGAGCCAAAGUGGCUUCUUGCUUUGUUUGCUCUUCUUCCUGCCCUGCUCUGUGUUUGGGGAGGAUCCUUACAGGUUCUUCACUUGGAAUGUGACUUACGGUGUCGUCUCCCCUCUCGGUUGCGAGCAGCAGGGAAUUUUGAUCAAUGGCCAGUUUCCAGGGCCACAGAUUGAGGCAGUCACCAAUGAUAACCUCAUUGUCAAUGUCUUCAACUUCUUGCCCGAGCCCUUCCUCAUCUCUUGGAACGGAGUGCAACAAAGAAGGAACUCGUGGCAAGACGGUGUUUACGGCACCAAUUGCCCCAUUCCAUCGGGCAGCAACUUUACAUAUAAAAUGCAAGUGAAGGACCAAAUAGGUAGCUUCUUCUACUUCCCUUCCCUUGCCUUUCACAAGGCGGCUGGCGGCUACGGCGGCCUUAGGAUCUCGAGUCGGCCGAUGAUCCCGGUGCCAUUUGAUCCUCCAAAAGCCGACUACACUCUCUUGAUUGGUGAUUGGUAUACGAUGAAUCACUACGACUUGAAGAAGAUAUUAGACGAUGGCAAGGACCUUCCUUUCCCCGACGGUGUCCUAAUUAACGGUCGACAAUCGACCUCGACCUUUAUGGUAGAGCAAGGCAACACAUAUCGACUCCGAAUCUCAAAUGUGGGAAUCGCGACGACAUUGAACGUAAGGAUCCAAGGACACAAGAUGUUGCUUGUCGAAGUGGAAGGCUCGCACACCAUCCAGAACACUUACGACUCGCUCGAUGUGCAUUUGGGUCAAUCUUACUCGGUCCUUGUCAAGGCCGAUCAGCCGCCACUUGAAUAUUACAUCGUCGCCUCGACUCGGUUCACCAACACUGUGCUAGUCGCCACCGCCAUUCUCAGCUAUAGCAACGCCACCGGAGGGCCGGUCGGCCCAAUUCCGGCUGGGCCCACGGUCGAGCUCGAUGUUUCGCUUAAUCAAGCGAGAACAAUUAGGUGGAACUUGACGGCAAGUGCGGCGAGACCUAACCCUCAAGGAUCAUACCGCUACGGCCAAAUCAACGUAACCCGAUCCGUUUUGCUCGCGAACUCCGCACCCGUCAUCGGCAAGAAACAGCGAUAUGCUGUUAACGGCGUCUCGUUCGUUCCAGCCGACACACCGUUAAAGCUUGCGGAUCACUUUAACAUAUCCGGAGUGUUUAAACUCGGGAGCAUGCCCGAUAACCCGAAACCCGGGCCUGAACAUCUCGACACGGCCGUCAUGGACUCAAAUUUUCAUGAUUUCUUUGAAAUUAUUUUCCAGAAUAAUGAAAAUAGCGUGGUGACGUGGCAUAUCGACGGCCAUUCGUUUUGGGUCGUCGGAAUGGAUUGGGGAAAAUGGACUUCGGCAAGCAGACGAGAAUACGAUUUGGGGGACGCAGUCUCUCGUUGCACAGUUCAGGUGUACCCUAAGGCGUGGUCUGCGAUCUACGUGUCCUUGGACAAUGUGGGGAUGUGGAAUAUUCGAUCGGAGAAUUGGGCUCGUAGCUACUUGGGCCAACAAUUCUACCUCCGCGUCUACACUCCUUCGCAAUCGCCUAGAGAUGAGUUACCCAUCCCCAGCAAUGCCUUGCUUUGCGGUGGUGCCGUGCAAUUUUAAUGCGCUCGAUAUGAACGAUCGAUCACCGUAGGUCAUUGGAUACUUGUUACGUUACAAUGCGAUUGUCUACUAAGUAAAUGUUGAUUUUUUAAAUAAAAUCUCUUAACUAUCAAGAGAUAUUUAGUUUGAAAUAGUUGUAAUAUUAUUAUUCCUUAGGGAUGAAUGGCAAAAUUU
Molecule: messenger RNA, 2360 nt
Organism: Zingiber officinale
Lineage: Eukaryota; Viridiplantae; Streptophyta; Magnoliopsida; Zingiberales; Zingiberaceae
Product: L-ascorbate oxidase homolog
Exons: 9
Coding region: 534-2186 (550 amino acids)
Molecular function (GO): oxidoreductase activity; copper ion binding
Source: RefSeq, a predicted model, not a curated record